This is a messenger RNA of Meloidogyne enterolobii, 621 nucleotides long. The record is from the annotation of a GenBank genome assembly. Lineage: Eukaryota; Metazoa; Nematoda; Chromadorea; Rhabditida; Meloidogynidae.
AUGGUACUUAAUUGUGUUCUCUUCCUUCAGGCUGGAUUUGAUACAUCAGCAAAUACACUAAGUUUAAUAGCACACAAUUUAGUUUUUAACCCGCAAGUUCAAAAACGUUUAUUUGAAGAAAUUGAAGAAAUUUGUGGAUUAGAAGAGGGGGAAAUAAUUAAUUAUGAACAACUGUCUAAAUUAAAAUAUAUGGAUGCUGUAUUAAAAGAGACUUUAAGAUUAUGUCCAAUCGCGAAUGAUGUUGUCAACAGAAGAUGUGAAGAGACUACAACCCUUGGAGAUAUAGCAAUAGAGAAAGGAACAUACGUUUCUGCCGAUUUAUUCACUUUACAUAGAGAUAAAAAAGUUUGGGGAGAAGAUUCCGAAGAAUUUAAACCGGAAAGAUGGUUAUUAAAUGAGAAUUUAAAUACACAAACAGAAUAUUAUUACCCAUUUGGGGGAGGACCUAGAAUUUGUAUUGGAAUGCGUUUAGCAAUGAUGGAAGUUAAGAUGGUUUUAGUUCAUUUACUACGUUCAUUUGAAUUGGAGAGAUGUUCUGAGACAUUAAUAAAACCAAAUUUGACUGGCCAAGGUGUUAUAAAUUCUGGAAAGAUUUUUAUAAAACUAAAUUUGAGGAAAUAA